CUUUCGUUCUCUCUCUCUCUCUUCUCUCUUCUCUCUUCUCUCUCUCCGUCGGUUCGCGUCUCUCGCUCCGUCCUCUCCCUCCGGAAAAUCUCCAGAGGGGCGCGCGCAUUGGUGGUGGGGUCCGGGGAGGAGGAAAGGAGCAAGGUAAAUGGAAAUCUAGUUGCAUUUCAAGUGGUGUCAUCCAUUGACAGAGCUGUGGAUCUUACAAGGGAAAAUUAAUCCUUCACACUCCCUGUCUCCAUAGAAAGGGAUGGUGGUUCUAUUUCCCCAAUCUUAUGGAAUUCACUACUGGGAACUCCCAUUCCAGUGAAAAGCAGCCUGUGGAGUCUUGCAAGUCUUUGGAAGAAGGAAAAAAGGCUGUAGGAAAAGAUGUGGACACCUCUUUGUUUGUCAAUCAUGCGGCAGUAGCUUGGCAUGAGAAUAGAAGGAAGUGGGUUGGAGAUCAGACUCAAAGAUCAACAAGAAUGGUCAAGGAUGAAAUUAUAAGCUGGUCCACAACUUACGAGGAACUUUUAUCAACUAAUGAACCAUUUUCUGAGCCCAUUCCUCUUCCGGAGAUGGUUGAUUUUUUGGUUGAUAUCUGGCAUAGCGAAGGCCUCUAUGAUUAGACCGUGGAUCUUUCUUGUCAUUCUGUAACGUGAUGGAGUCGAUCGAGAUAGGAAACACUCGAAUUAAUGGAAUAUUACCAAAGGUCAAGGAACUCAGAGUGAUUUGUCCAUUUAGUUAUCAGAUCAAGCCAUGGAUUUCCUUAGACGACCAUUCAUUCUCACGGUUCUUUCCCGACAUUAGUCUGAGAUACUAAACAUUUAUAGUUUAGUGCUCCAUUCUAACCAUUAUUCCUCAAAUACUGGGGACUCACUAAAUGACAGCUUUGUUGGAUUGAACUACUGGUUGUAAUCACCUAAAUUUGUAUGUUGGAAAUGAAUAAUAAUCUAUGUUCCUCUUAUCAA
Eucalyptus grandis is the source of this 950-nucleotide messenger RNA. RefSeq lists its product as uncharacterized. NCBI's taxonomy places the organism in Eukaryota, Viridiplantae, Streptophyta, Magnoliopsida, Myrtales, Myrtaceae. Bases 276 to 608 code for a protein of 110 amino acids. The record is from RefSeq and is a predicted model, not a curated record. The transcript is spliced from 5 exons.